Molecule: messenger RNA, 3787 nt
Organism: Porites evermanni
Lineage: Eukaryota; Metazoa; Cnidaria; Anthozoa; Scleractinia; Poritidae
Source: the annotation of a GenBank genome assembly
GGUGCGUGCAAUAACACCCAUAACUACUGUGACUAUUGGGCUACAAAAGGAGAGUGUCAAAAGAGUUAUUUUUGGAUGCUCCAGAACUGCCCUAUGAGCUGUAACGUUUGUUCAAGAACGGUUGGUAAGUUUCUUUAGUAGAUUGGUUUUGUUGGUCGCCGUCGUCGAAAUUAUCAUCAUAAUCUAUUCAACAGCUAUCAUUUGGGACCGUUAGAUUGCACUACGAGUGCGAUUUUGAAUACGAAUACAAGUUUCUUAACUUAGUUCGUGUGCCUUUAAAAGUCAACUCCCAACUGAUAAGCAAAUUGAAAGAGUAUCAUCAUCAUCAUCAUCAUCAUCAUCGUCAUCAUUAUUUUAAUUGUCAUCAUCAUCAUCAUCAUCAUCAACAUCAUCACCACUUCUAGCAUUACCAUCAUCAGAUUAUGAGUGACAACAUCACAAUGGCCUCACAGAUAUAUAAAACCCAAUGGACUUGUUCAAGUUAUAUUAGGUACCAAAUCAGAAAGCUUUUCAGCGAAAUUAGUACAGGUAAUAGCCUGAUUUGUAGCGAUAUUUGGCAUAAAUACCACGAGUGAUAUUUCGAAAUUGUUAUACGUAAUUUCACGAGCCGUUAGGCGAGUGAAAUUUGAGACAAUUUUGAGUUAUCACGAGAGGUAUUUAUGCCAAAUAUCACGUACAAAUCAUGCUAUUAUUUGUUUAUACUACUACCCGCAAAAGGUCUGUAAUUUUCACAUGUAGGUAAUUCAAAUUAAGCUGAAAUACCACUGCUCUAAGCCAAUCAAAUUGCAGUAAUUUUUCAUGUAGUAGUAUAAAGGGCAUAAUUCAUUAACUUAAUGGCUAUCUGUACCUUGACAUAACGCAAUUGUAUAUUACAUAAUUUUGACUGACUACUUUUUAUGCUUUCAUUGUAUCUAGCUUCUUUUGACCUGUGGUUUUACUAACAUUGCAUCUGUCAUUGGAAUCUUUCAUAGCGUGUGUCAAUAUUUAUAACGAUGCUUACUGCCAUCUUCAUAUUCGGAACUGCUGGGUUCAAUCAUAUGCUGCUAAACUGAUUAAAAACUGCAGGAAGACUUGCUUGUGCGGCUGCUGUUCUGCCAUUCCUGCAACUACUUCGCCAAAGGCAACCAUAACAACGGCAACAACAACAACAACAACAACAACAACAUCAGACACGUCAACAAAACUCGAAACUUUGCCUCAGACAAAGACGUACAGAAUUGUUCACAGGAGGACAACUGACGUCACUGCAAUGACGUCACUUGGUACCCAUUCUCCCUCUCAUUCAGGAGGUAGUUUGUUUGAACUCAUAAAAAAUCAUAAGAUUUUGUUAGUGCAAACAACUGUAAGCGGCUUAUAAAAUGAAAAGAAUAGAAAUAAACUGUAUAAUAAGAAGGUUUCAAGGGCAAGGGGCACCCAACGACUGUUUUCUGUAAAAUGUAUGUUCGGAGAAGCAAAUAUUGCCUAGAAUUUUCUAUUGCUUAAAUGUGGCUAAAAAUUUCUAGAUGAGCGUUCCAUUCUAAAGGUACAAUUUUCGAAGCUUAUCUAAAAAAUUCCCUACGAUUUUCUGAAGCUCUAUUUUUCACAUUUUACUCCCAUUGUUAGGCUAAUUUUCGAAGAAAAAGGAACCUAAAAUUUCGGAUUCAAGAAUAUGAGGGAGGGAGGAAUAAGAAAAAACUCUCACUUUCGUGAAACGUUCAGUUGCAUCUAAACUUUUCGGGAAAAUAACACUGAAGCCGUUGAAAUUUCGAAAAGCCUCAAGCUCCCCUAGGAUGACCGAACAGAUAUAAAUUUUAUAGCGCCGCCUACUAGAAUGCAUUUCUAGAGAUCUAAGAUUACUCUGGAUAGCCUAAAAAGACUUUUCAAUGCACUGUUAGAAAAACCGUCAUUGGAAACAAUGAAGAUAGCACUUGCUGCAACAACUUUGCCUGGUUUAAUGGAUUAGCAACUUUGGGUCGUAUCAGUUAGUCAAGGAUAGUCCUUGUAUCCCAUCAAUUUUUUUAUUGCCAGUCCUAUCCCAACUAUCUUAGCAAUAGUCAAGUCAUUCACGGUAAGGCUUAAUUUGUAUUAUCAAGACGGAAUUUAUGCUUAACACGUUUCGACCCUUUCUGUUUUGUUUAUUUUCAGCUGCAAACGAUACUUCACAGACUUCACCUUUUACAAGAGUGGAUACCAAUGAGGAUAGUACAAAGGUUGCUUACGACUGUUAACGUUCUUUUAAAUAUUAAUAGAAUUUUUGAAACCUUAAGGACGGGCUCGUUAUAUAUUUUCUAAGGCAUAAGAGAUGACAACGUCUACAAGUCAUUUAUUGCCGAAUCAUGAGUGCGUUUUAUCAUCCUAAAACUAAAACGAAGAAUCUACUUCUGUGGAUCUGUGCGCAAUCGCAUAAGUUCGUUGAGGCACACAAAAGAGCCAUGCAGUUAGAUCUCAAAACAAAUACAUGUAGCCAGCCCUGAGCGAGAGAAAAUAAAUGCAAGCUUACCCACUUCAUUUCACCUCUGAUUGGUUGAAUAAAACGGGGCAAGAUAUUUUUUAGCCAAUCGGGAAACACAGCAAGGAACUUUUCCAACCAAACACUGCUUUGUUUCGACUCAUUUUUUUUUUUGUCAAAUUUCAGGACUCACUGGAGAGAAUAGGAAGCAGCAGGCUCGAUACUUUGUUGUUGUCUGUCAUUAUUGCUAGUGCUGUCGUUGUUGUUGGUAUUCUGGCGCUUCUCUUGUUUUGCUUUUGGAGAAAAAAGAACACGUAAGUGUUUACUUCUUUUGGUUGUUCCUUUUCCCACCCAUCCAUCCAUCCAUCCAUCCAUCCAUUCAUCCACAUCCAUCCAGUCCAUCCGUCCGUCCGUCCGUCCGUCUAUCCAUUUGUUCUUAAUCUCAAUUUCAUUUUUUUUCCUUUCGCGGUUUUCCCCUCUUUUUUGUUCUUUCAACUCUGUGUUCUGUUUCACGUAUUCAGACCAGUCACCUUUUCCUUCCUUUCUUCCUUCAGCGGAAGCUUAGAUCAACAAAAGAAGUCAUCUCUACCCACAGGUUUGAUGUUUUCGCUGUUGUUGUUAACAUAUGCCCACCCGCCAAAUUAAGAGAACAUGAUUUUCAGGUUAAAUUAUAUUAGCCCCCCUCCCUAACCACUACCCCUUUAUAUAAGGGGUGGUUAGGUGAAAUUGCUUUUCGUUUUUUGGAAUUUCUGACAUACGCGCUAUAAAAUGGUCAAAUUUUGUCUUUUCGUAGUUCCUCCAGCAUUACCUGACCACGAGUCCAUUCCAAAGUCGCCCCUGUAUCAUGUGCUAGAAGGACCUAACGACCUCACCACAAAUGAAACCCAAGAAUUGUCGGCUCACACCGAAAGCUCACCGAAGCGUUUCCGAUCAGACUCCGACUACGACGAACCUUCCGACCGAGCAGCACUACCCGUGGUUGGUUUAGCAGUAAAUGCAAAGAAAAAUGAUACUCAAUCCGAGAUUAUCGAUAAAAAUCGUAUUCCCAGGCGAAUCAUAAAUGGCCAACAAGCUUUAGAAAAUAGUGUUGAGUAUUCCUGUAGUUACAGCGUAGCUAACGAGGACCUUUCCAUAGAAGUUAGUAAAAAGAAUCAACAAGAAGUCCCUAAUAGGCAGGAUCCCAGGUAUCACGUUUUAGAAAGGCCCGAUACUCAAUACCAGGGACUUGAGAGAGAAACCAGGGACGAUUCCUAUGAACAGAUGAGGGUCCUUAAUCCUAGUGAUUACCAAGCCUUAGACGAGACGACACAAUCGUUAUAUCAUCCGCUCAAGAAGAACGAUAAAUCAUCUAAAAAGUAA